UCAGGCAUGCACUGCUCUGGUCUGUUGGAACACGCAUGCGCAAUUGCAAAUCGUCAAAAAUAUGCCGAUGUGGCCGCUGUGAUAGUAAACUUUAUUUCCCCCUUCAGCUUUAACAACGAACGGUUACAAUGAAACUUUUUACACUGAUUUUGAUUUGUGUCUGCAGUGUUGUUACAGCAGACGAAGACGAGAGACUGCCGAAUAAAUGCGAAGUGUGUAAGUUUCUGACAAUAGAGCUGCAGGAUGCUCUGGCAAAAACGGGUCGAUCCAAAGAAGUCCUGGAGGUUGGACAAGUGUUGGACAAUGGCAAGAGAAGAAGAAAAAUAAAAUAUAACACGUCGGAAACUCGGCUGACUGAGGCUGUAGACAACAUAUGUGAACGCAUCCUGCAGUACAGUGUCCACGCAGAGAGGCCUGGCAGCCUCCGCUACGCCAAGGGCGCAAGUCAGACCAUGACCACUCUGAAGAACCUGGUCCAUAAAGGAGUUAAAGUGGACCUGGGAAUGCCAUAUGAGCUGUGGGAUGAACCCUCUGUAGAGGUGUCUGACAUGAAAAAACAGUGUGAGACGAUGCUGGAGCAGUAUGAGGACGUCGUGGAGGACUGGUACUUCCAUCACCAGGACCAGAGGCUGGAGAACUUCCUCUGUCAGAAGCACGUCCUCAAGGCGUCAGAGCGAGAAUGUAUAAACGAGGUGUGGAAAGGAGACGUGGGGGAGUCAGAAAGUGACAGCACAGAAGAGCAGGGAGCAACGCAUGACGCUGGGGAGCUUUGAGGAAAUGCAAAGCGCCAAUGCAGAAGAUAAUAAAAUAACCUCAGUUUCAGUGGGAAAGCUGCAAAGAAUGAAUGUAUUGUUCCACAGUUUUAGCUAUCGGCUCAGUGUCACAUAAGGUAAACUAACACCACAUUUCUGCUGCCAAAUGUAUUAGGGUUUAUGAUGGAAUUUAUAAUAGAUUGGCAUUAUGCUUUAUAUACUUAAAACACUAAAUUUCUCCUGCUAUUUUUAUAUGAAUGUUUUUUUUUAAACACUCACACAUUUGGAUUAAGGUUAUGUGUAUACGCUGUUGCAUCUCUGAUUAUGCCAGCGUUUUAUGGUACACAUCAGUAUUUUUUCACCCCAGUUUACAGUCUUUAAAUGCAACAUGUACAGUUUGUUUUUGUUGUUAAUAAAACACUUUUUUUAUAACA
This is a messenger RNA of Scatophagus argus, 1186 nucleotides long. It is a transcript of the gene cnpy4, whose product is annotated as canopy FGF signaling regulator 4. Gene Ontology annotation, cellular component: endomembrane system. Bases 129 to 773 code for a protein of 214 amino acids. Gene Ontology annotation, molecular function: signaling receptor binding. The transcript is spliced from 6 exons. NCBI's taxonomy places the organism in Eukaryota, Metazoa, Chordata, Actinopteri, Scatophagidae. The record is from RefSeq and is a predicted model, not a curated record.